GAGACCUCCCUGACAGCCACGGAGAAGGGACACUUUAUGCGCAGUUGAAGGGAUUUAUGGGGUCACAAGUUUCCUCUGAUGAGAUGAGUGUGCGUGCUGGCCAGGGCAGUGAUGAGGUGCUGGUUUCUCAGGCGGUGUGGGAUUACCUGGCUGCAGCUGGGCGGCCCUGGCUCAUUGACUUCCAGCACAAGCAGGGGAUGAGCGCUGGGAUCAUUAGGCGAGGUGAGAGGGGGGGCUGCUGUGCUGUACGGCUGCAGCCGGUGGAAGGCUUGAGGAGCGCCAGAUCCGGAGCGAUGGAUGGACCUAUCUCCAGUGAGACGCGAAAAGCCUUCAUAGACUUAUGCCGAUGUGCACGCAAAGAAAUGAGCAAACAGGAAGGGGGCCCCAAGAGGAAGAGGGUCCUGCUGCCUUGUGUUGGGGCCCUGGACCAGAAUGUAGAGGGGAGCAUGCUCCAGCCUCCACCUCCCCAACCCCGGCGCUCCCAGAGACAGCAGCAGAGGUUCAGGAAGCCUGCUGAUGAGGAGGCGUGUGCUGCCCUCCACGAGGCAGCCCAGAAGAAGGACCUGGACUCUGGCAUGACCUCCCAUAGUGAAUCAGAGGACAGUAACACUUGUUCCAUUUGCAUGGGGGAGAUCGUGGAGAAGACCAUUCUUGAGAAAUGUGGCCAUUGGUUCUGCCAUUCUUGCCUGGAUCAAGCCUUUAAGGUGAAGAAAGCGUGUCCAGUGUGUCGACUUGUGUAUGGUCAGCUAGUUGGGAACCAGCCCGCCAAUGGUUCAAUGAUUGUAGAGCGAGAUCCUGAUCUGGGACUUCCUGGCCAUGAAGGCUAUGGGUGUAUCUGCAUCAUCUACAGCUUCCCUCCUGGAUUACAGACACUAGAACAUCCCAACCCUGGUGUUCGAUACCCAGGAACAGACCGUGUGGCCUACCUCCCUGACAGCCCUGAGGGGAAUCACGUGCUGGGGCUGCUGCGCCAGGCCUUCGAACAGCGCCUUAUCUUCACCAUCGGUACCUCCAUGACUACAGGCCUGCAAAACGUCAUCACCUGGAACGACAUUCAUCACAAGACCUCAAUAUUUGGCGGGCCGCGUUGCUUUGGUUACCCAGACCCCACGUAUUUGGUGCGAGUGACUGAGGAGCUCAGAGAGAAAGGCAUCACAGCAGACUGACCAAAAAAAAAAAAAAAGGCAGAUUCUUCCGGGACUAUUGGACUUUCUUUGUCUUCAGCUUCAGGUUUU
Messenger RNA from Nematolebias whitei (Rio pearlfish), 1235 nucleotides. It is a transcript of the gene dtx3, whose product is annotated as deltex E3 ubiquitin ligase 3. The transcript has 5 exons. Lineage: Eukaryota; Metazoa; Chordata; Actinopteri; Cyprinodontiformes; Rivulidae. Gene Ontology annotation, biological process: Notch signaling pathway; protein ubiquitination. Bases 57 to 1166 code for a protein of 369 amino acids. The record is from RefSeq and is a predicted model, not a curated record.